AUGUCAUCCGAAGCACCGUGGCACGCAGCCUUUCCUGCUCCCAAGAGCGUUGCGCCCUCCAUCUCGCGAGAGGAGUUUUUGCAAUGGAUUCGAGAGGGCAAACAGACUGGCAAGGACUUUGUGCUCAUUGACUUACGACGAAAUGACUACGAGGGUGGCACAAUUCAAGGAUCAUUGAACCUGCCUGCUCAGAGCCUAUACCCCACCAUUCCGACUUUAUACUCUCUCGUGUCGAACAGUAGUGCGAAGUCUGUGAUUUGGUAUUGUGGAUCUUCUGCAGGCCGAGGUACUCGCGCAGCGGGAUGGUUUGCUGAUUAUCUUGAGGCGAAGAAUGAUACGGAGAUCAAGAGUUUGGUACUUACAGGGGGUAUUAAAGGAUGGGCUGCAGCUGGAACGGAAUAUAUCGCCUUGAUGGAUGGCUAUGACGCUUCGGUUUGGACAAAGUAG
Messenger RNA from Penicillium antarcticum, 447 nucleotides. Its product is annotated as putative arsenate reductase (Arc2). Gene Ontology annotation, molecular function: protein tyrosine phosphatase activity. The transcript has 3 exons. Lineage: Eukaryota; Fungi; Ascomycota; Eurotiomycetes; Eurotiales; Aspergillaceae. The record is from RefSeq and is a predicted model, not a curated record. The coding region runs from base 1 to 447 and encodes 148 amino acids. Gene Ontology annotation, cellular component: nucleus; cytoplasm.